AUGGUAACAAAACCGCCCACUCCAUGCGGACACACCGCCCAUCUGCGAGUAGCUCUCUUACUACUGGCUGCGCUAUUAUCCCAGGAGGAUUCCUAUUGGUUAGUUACCUGUCAGUCACGUGAAGGUGGGAUUCAAAAACCUGAACCGGAAGCGGAAGCAGGUACCGUACGGCAGGUGCGCCAAGUUGUAGGAUGGAUCAAUAUGCGGUGAAUGGGUUAAUUAUCAGGAUUUCCAUAGAUACCGGGCCACAAACCAGGGCUCUGUGUGACUCUGGGAGCCUCCCAGCCUGGGUCACGUGAUGAGCUGAACUGCUCUGUGGCCAGCAGCAGGGCAGUGCGUGAGGGUAGUGUGGGCAUUAAUGUUUACACAUAGAGCUCCAGGCUGGUCACUGUCUAAUGAGGCAGAUUCCUGGGUAGUGUUACUGGCUCUUUUAUUACUUUAUUUACUAUGACUUUUUAUUUAUUUUUUUAUCAUUAUUAAUUAGGAAGUACUAAUUAAAUUAUAUUUGUAAACACGUGUUUAUAAAAUAAAGUCAAAAUUAAAGGACAACUGUCAGCUGAAAACUAUUUUUUAAUAUAGUUCUUUCAUCAAGUUUUUCAAAAGAAAUAGGUGUUUUUUUUUUUGUUUUUUUUUAAAAUGAAGUAUUUUAGUUAAAAAGAUUUAACUCAUCCCUACCUUCAGUAUAUGACGGGGUCCUUCAGCCAUAUACAUACACCUUGGGUCAGACAGUGUUUCAAAACUGACGGUUUCUGUAGUCUUAAAGGGGCACUCCCUAAAGCAUUUAAACUUGCCUGCCGAAAAGCUUUGUGUGUGUGAAGAGUGUGUCUUUUUCAUUUUGCAAAAAGUGCAGAUUUCAAUAGAAAUUGACACUUUUCUAAAUUAUAUGUGUUACACCGCCUUUGGCUUUCAGGUAGACUACGGUUACUGUUACUUUCUGGUUUGGUUAGUUCAGUGGAGCUAAAAUCAAGUGGCAUCAAUUGCCCAGAAAACCUGCCUUGCAAAGACUUCUCAUUGGGGAGUCUGUUAAUGGACAGCCACAGAAAGCCUGGGUGGGUUAGAAGGGACAAACUAGCAGACAAGAGAAAUGCAGGUUUUGCAAGAGAUUUGCACAAUUAAAUGCAUUACGUUUUCAUUGGGGGUAUAUAUACUAAACAGUGAUUUUAUAUUUGGGCAGUGGAGUGUCCCUUUGCUUCUUUUCAGAGAGUGAAGCAGGGAAAAAUAUGGAAACUUACGGGUUACUCCCUAAAAUGAGAAUUGCAGAGAUUUGAAUGUAAACUUCAAAUUGAAGGCCAAAAAAGCCAAACUGGAAGCAAAUUUUUCUUGUUCAGCUAUUUUGACCUCUCAUUUGAAAUUCACUUUGCAUUCCCUGCAAUUCUCACUUGAAGGGAUACUAUAGUGUUAGGAAUACAUAUCUGUAUUCCUAACACUGAAGUUCCUUCCGCCUCCCCAGCCAAUAAAGAGUUAAAAAUCCUUUAUUUACUUACCUGUUUCGGUGCACUGCCUCCUGCAAAAUCAUCUUAGUGCGUUAGGCCCUCCCUUUAGAAAAGCAUUGAAACAAUGCUUUCCUAUGGGAAGUUGACUGACGCUGGAUGUCCUCAUGCAGAGCGCGAUGACGUCCAGCAUCAGUUAGGUGACUUAAAGUCGUCUAAUAAGCAGGAAGUGCUUGUAGUGACUGUUUUAGUGCUACAAUAUAAACAUUGCAGUUUCUCUAAAACUGAAAUGUUUUACAUUGAAGGACUAAGUGUGACAGGGACACUGCACCCAGGCCACUUCAAUGAACGGAAGUGGUCUGGGUGCCUAUAGUGUCCCUUUAAGUGAAUAACUGUGUUACUCUCAGUCUUUAAAACUGUCUGAAACAAGGUGCAUGUAUAUGGCUGAAGGAUCCUGUUAUAUACUAAAGGUAGGACUAUUUCUAAUUUGUUUUUGCAUAUACUAAAAAUAAAUAUACAGUGGAACCUCGGAACUCAAACUUAAUCCGUUCCCGAAGAAUUAAUGUAAAAUUGAUUAAUCUGUUUCAGACCCCCAAAACUACAGCAUUUUACAUUUAUAUGUAUGCAUUAAAAUGCAGAGAUCACUCUAAUAAUAAGCACCUUACAUGUAUUUGAGUAGUUCCUGCCCUUCAACUUGCUAAAAACUUACUGUUGGUCAUUAUUACAAUUAUUUAUAAUAAUUGUCUGACUUGAAAAUGAGACAUGACUCUUUGUUGUAUGUUCGGGUACCAAGACAAUUUUUACUCAAAUUUCUUUUGUUCGACUUACGAAUUGUUCGAGAACGGGACCAUUCGAGCUCCGAGGUUCCACUGUAUCUAUUUUCUUUACAAAUUUGACGAAAGGAUUCUUAUAUUAAAAAUAGUUUUGAGGUAACAGUUUCCUUUAAAGGAGCACUCAAAGCACCAUAACAACUACACUGUGCUGUACCCAUCGUAUUAGUAGUCAUUUGUCUAACAGCAGAAAGCUCUCUACUUGAGGUAAGCGCAGCGGUACAGGGCUUGGUUGGCUUGUAGUAUUCAGCUGAAGCUCUCAAUCAGUGAGCUGGCCAUGCAUCUCAAACUCUGCCCUCCCAGAUGGUAUACUACAAUGUUAUUAUUUACUAGACAUCAAUUGCAUUCAAAGAAUGGCUGUAAGCCGUCAACAUGGGGGCCAGAGUUUGAGAUCCCUGUUUUAAAGGGACAGAGCAGAGAGGGUUUACCACUCAUUUUAAUGCAUUGCAGAGAUCAUGCAUUUAGAAAUGUCUAAGGUAAAUAUGCUGCUAUGCAGCAUUAUAGAUUUAAUCCAACCAUCAUAACCAAUACAACCCACUGUAGUGAUUAUGUUGUGCAGAGUACCCUGGCCCCAUUUCCCAGUAAUGGGGCAAACCGUUUUCCAACAGGAUCAGCAUAUAUUCCUGACACUAUAGUAUAUUUGUGGCUGUUUAGGCCUCCCUUAGAUUGCUCUGAAAAGGUGAUCUUGCUCACCUUUUUCCCAUGCUGCACAAGUGCGCAUCAAUCUUAAUGAUCUCAGCUGAUUCAAUGCUUUCCCAUAAGAAAGCAUUGGGCAUCUAUUACACAUGAAAAGGCAGCUUUUUACACUGAAAUGCCUGCAGGGACAUGCUAUAGACACCAGAAUCACUACAUUAAUCUGUAGUUGUUCUAUACUAUAGUGUCCCUUUAAAUUUCCAAAUUCUAAUCGCAUGGUUUCUUACAACCAAUGUCAUUUUUUUCUCUCUCCACUUUGUCCCCCCUCCCAUUUCUUUCUCCCUAGUUUGUUUUGCUUUUUUCUUCCACCUUCUGCUGAUUUUUUUUAUUAUGUUAUGUUAUUCCUUUCUUCUUAAGAUAUGUUAAAGGACCACUAUAGGUACCCAGACCACUUCAGCUUAAUGAAGUGGUCUGGGUGACAGGUCCAACUAGGAUUAACCCUUUUUUCAAUAAACAUAGCAGUUUCAGAGAAACCGCUAUGUUUAUAAUAGGGUUAAUCCAGCCUCUAGUGGCUGUCUCAUUGUCAGCCGCUAGAGGCGCUUCCGCGCUUCUCACUGUGAAAAUCACAGUGAGAAGACGCCAGCGUCCAUAGGAAAGCAUUGAGAAUGCUUUCCUAUGAACUGGCUGAAUGCGCGCGCGGUUCCUGCCUGGCAUGCGCAUUCAGCCGAUGACGAUGAGAAGGAGGAGGAGAGUCCCCCGCCUGGCGCUGGAAAAAGAGGUAAAUUUAACCCCUUCCACCCCGUAGAGCCCGGCGGGAGGGGGGCCCUGAGGGUGGGGGACCUAGAGACCCUAUAGAGCCAGGAAAACGAGUAUGUUUUCCUGGCAUUAUAGUGGUCCUUUGAGGUUUUGGACAGAUAAUACUGGGACUGGGCUUUUGGUGCAAGGAAUCAAACUACUCAAAAAUGGAUUGUCAGAAAACAGAGGGGUUGCCCCAAAAGAAGUCUUGUGCUGUAGUGAUUACAAUACACUGUAGUGGUUAUGGUGCUUGAAUUGCCCCUUUAAGAUGUUGAUGUACAGUUAGAGGGUAGACUAUCAGCUGUCUGAAAGGGAGAUAUAACAUUUCAUAGUUAAUCAUAUCUGAGCAUAUGGUGAUUUGUUGCAGAUUCGGAAUCAUAAUGGAAGAAGAAAGUAUAUGUAAAGAGAUUUCCAAUGUGCUUCAACUAAAUGUGGGAGGCUGUAUUUUCACCGCCAGACGGGAAUCUCUCUGUCGCUUCAAAGAUUCAAUGCUGGCUUCAAUGUUUAGUGGUCGAUUUCCUCUAAAACUUGAUGAGUCUGGUAAGUAUUUCUUUCUCCUAUGUAGUAUCCAUAAUAACUACCAGAAGCAUAAUUCAAACUUUCAACUAAUUACACACCACAUAUUCAUCAAUUAUCCCUGGGAAUAAGAUUCUCUUUUCUAUUUUAGAAAAGCAGAUCAUUGCCAAGAAUGUAUUAAGUUUUAAAUUAUUAAAUUAAAUUAAUGGCUAUUAUUUGUUUAAUCAAACAUUGACUGCAGUGUAUGUUUUGUAGUGCUGUAGAGUUGGAGGUGGAAGCAAUUUUGAAUUACUGCAGUCUGUAAAAAAUGUACCAACUCCGACUAAAUCUAAGUUGAACCAAUGUAUAAGUCAACCUCAAAAAAUGAGAGGUGUAAUAUAGGUUUAAGCCUAUAUUAGGACUAUAUUUAGGCCUGUAUGAGGACUUAUAUUAGCAUUUUGACCUAGGCUAAGCAACAGAAUCGGAAGUCCUAUUUCAUGUAUAAUUAACCCCUUAAGGACUGGACUGUUUUUGCGAUGUUGUACAUUUGCAACCAGGAAUAUUUUUACACUUUUCUGGUGUUUGUGUUUAGCUGUUAUUUUCCGCUCUCUCAUUUACUGUUCCCAUACAAAUUAUAUAUUGUUUUUUUCAGGACAAAAGGGGCUUUCUUUACAUACCAUUAUUUAUAUAAUCUCAUGUAUUUUAAUUUAAAAAAAAUACAAAAAUAUGAUGAAAAAUUGAAAAAAAUACAUGUUUUUUGACUUUUACUUGAAAAAUCUUUUACUCAUCUACAAAAGCGAAUGAAAAAAACAGCUAAAUAGAUUCAAAAUUUUGUCCUGAGUUUAAAAAUACCCAGUGUUUACAUGCUUUUUUGCUUUUUUUGCAAGUUAUAGGGCUAUAGGUACAAGUAGGAUAUGGCGGUUUCAAAACAAUUUUUUUUUAAAUGUAUCAAUAGUGACAUUGUAACACUAUUAUCUGUCAUAAAUCUCUGGAAAACACUCCACAUGUAUAUAUUUUUUUUAAAGUAGACAACCCAGGGUAUUCAUCUACGGAUAUUUUGACACUUUCUAUGCAGCCAUUUUACCACAAGUCUUUGCCAAACUUUGCAUAGAUAGUUGUUUUUUUUGUGUUUUUUCACAUACAUUGCAAUUCAGGUAUAAUCUUACAGAUCCUGUUAUGUCUUGCUGCCAAACAACACGCCAAUAUGUGUUCAGCAACAUCUCCUGAGUACAGUGAUACCACCCAUGCAUAGGCUUGUCGGAUUGUUUGGGGGCUAAAAGGCCACAUUUGGCAGGUGCGCAUAUCCAUUUUUCAACUUGGAAUUUUGACAUGUAGUCAACCUGCGCACAUGUCCUAUUUGGGACAUUUGUAAGGCCGGCCAAUGUAUUUUACCCCCACCAAACCAUAUAUUUUUGGAAAGUAGACACCCUAGGGUAUUUCAAAUGGUGGUUUUUUAACACUUUCCAUGCACUAAUUCUACCACCAGACUUUGUCAAACAUUUAGGUAGUCAUUUUUUGUGUGUUUUUUUUCACACACAUUGUACUUUAGGCAUGAAUUAACAAAUCGUGUUAUGUGUCACUGCCAAACAACACGCCAAUAUGUGUUCAGCAACAUCUCCUGAGUACAGUGAUACCACCCAUGCAUAGGCUUGUCGGAUUGUUUGGGGGCUAAAAGGCCACAUUUGGCAGGUGCGCAUAUCCAUUUUUCAACUUGGAAUUUUGACAUGUAGUCAACCUGCGCACAUGUCCUAUUUGGGACAUUUGUAAGGCCGGCCAAUGUAUUUUACCCCCACCAAACCAUAUAUUUUUGGAAAGUAGACACCCUAGGGUAUUUCAAAUGGUGGUUUUUUAACACUUUCCAUGCACUAAUUCUACCACCAGACUUUGUCAAACAUUUAGGUAGUCAUUUUUUGUGUGUUUUUUUUCACACACAUUGUACUUUAGGCAUGAAUUAACAAAUCGUGUUAUGUGUCACUGCCAAACAACACGCCAAUAUGUGUUCAGCAACAUCUCCUGAGUACAGUGAUACCACCCAUGCAUAGGCUUGUCGGAUUGUUUGGGGGCUAAAAGGCCACAUUUGGCAGGUGCGCAUAUCCAUUUUUCAACUUGGAAUUUUGACAUGUAGUAAACCAGCGCCCCUGUCCUAUUUGGGCCAAUGUAUUUUACCCCCAUCAAACCAUAUAUUUUUGAAAAGUAGACAACUCAGGGUAUUUUAAAUGGUGGUAGUUUAAUACUUUUCAUGCAAUAAUUCUACCACCAGCCUUUGGCAAACUUUUGGGUAGUAAUUUUCUUCAUGUUUUUUUACACAUACAUUGUACUUUAGGCAUGAAUUAACAGAUCCUGUUAUGUAUCACUGCCAAACAACACCCCAAUAUGUGUUCAGCAACAUCUCCUGAGUACAGUGACAUCACCCAUGCAUAGGUUUGCUGGGUUGUUUGGGGGCUAAAAGGCCACAUUCAAGACUUGUACAUAUCAGUUUUUCAACUUGAUAUAUAGGUAUGCUUGGCCUAUCUUCAGUUUGGCAUAUUUUUGCAUCCCCCCGUUAAUGUUAACAUCAUGAAAGUUUAUAUUUUUAUAAAGUAGACAUUCCAGAGUAUUGUAUAUGAGGUGUUUUCACAUCCUUCCCCCAACCAUUGUGCUAAACAAAUUUCAGAGAACGUGCAUGGUGGUAAUUUUUUAAUUCUGCUUUUUAUGCACACGUCAUCUGGUUUUGGCCAGCCAGUUAUAUGUUACUACCAUAAAACUUUUUUAACCAAAUGUGCAGGUAUCAAAUGCACCUUUAGCAGCAUUCUCUAAACUAACUCCUGCAAAAAGAAUCUAAUUGGAGAUUUGGGGGGAAGGAAACUGACUAACUAAAAUUUGCUGUUUUCAAAAGAAAAAAAAACAGUGUCCUUUUCCUUUUUUAUAACAGACCCAGCAACAUUUCAGGGGAUUUGUUUUUUUUUUGCAGUUGGCGGUAUCUUAAAAAUAAAAUGUCUGGACUCCUUUGGCACCGUUGUUGGAACUUGACCAUCUCCAUAAAUUAUUGUGGAAAUCAGCUUGAACUAAAAUUGGAGAAAGGUGGUUCUUUCUGAAUUCAUUUUUUUUUAAAGAGUAAAAAUUAAUUAUGUGUUGCUACUUGCAUCAGGUAGAUAGCCACCUUUUUAUGCCAGGCUUUUGUCUUUCUUAAGAUAAGAUAUGGCUGCAUCAGCUGAUCAGCCAAAUCAACACCCCCCAUGUGCCUGUUAUAAGCCCUGAUGCACACCGGUUUUGUCUGUACCCUGCCUCGGACAGUGACGUCUGACAUGCCCUCGUUAUGGAUGGUUGUUAGCAUGUGAACAUCCUUCCUGUCCUUAAAUUUUAUUGCAAGCACUUUAGCUUUGUGCAGACCUUUACAUUCACUUUUUUUUUUUUUUGGCCUCUAUUAAAGGUCUGGGGAAAUCCUUGGCAUAUCUUCUCACACUGCCACAGGCCAGUAUCUAGAAACCCUAAAGAGUUUGAAACAAACAGACAAUGCUAUAAAAAUUGUCCACAUAAAGGUGGUAACCCUUAUUGAACAAGGGGAUCAGUAAGUCAAAAACAAGUUUCCCGCUUGUCCCCAGAGAGUCAGUACAGCCAGGAGGGUCCAGUUGACCAUCUUUCCCCUCAUAUAUACGAAAGGCAAAUGUAUAGCCACUUUCGCUCUCGCACAGUUUGUAGAAUUUUACGCCAUACCUAAAGCGCUUUGAGAGGAUGUAUUGUUUGAAUCCUAAUCUCCCUUUAUAUUUCAUUAACGAUUCAUCAAUAGAUACAUUUUUUUGAGGAGUAUAAACUUCAGUAAAUUUGUGCUGAAGAUGGUCUACCAGUGGGUGUAUUUUAUGAAGCCUAUCAUAUUGGGUGUGAUCUCUGCGGUGACAGAGGGUAUUGUCAUUGAAAUGUAAGUAUCUCAGCAGCAGCUCAAAUCUUGUUCUAGACAUGGUUUGAGAGUACACUCGACUAGAACAGAUUGGGUUGGUGCUCCAGUAAGAGCAAAUUGAUGGCUUCUUUAUAAUCCCCAUGAGAAUUGUAAGAGCCCAGAAUUUUUUAAGUUCAGCGACAUCUGUGGGAUGCCAAGCACACUCCUCCCUGACUGCAUAGCUAUCUGGAUUGGUAUCAAUAAAUUGGGUAGCAUAUAAAUUAGUCUGGGGAGCAAUCUCCUCCCACAUGGUAUCCCCUAAAAAUAGCUCCAUAUAUUGCAUAGAGGAGAAGUCAUCCACAUUGACAUUAAUGCCUGUGUUGGCACUAAAAGGGGUGAUUUGGGGCUCAGCUAACUGUGGAGAAACCUGUUCCUCCUCCACAUUCGGCGUAGCAGAGAAAGCACAGCUUCUUUUUGCAGCCAGCUCACACACAGAUGACAUGUCAGAAAACUGACCUGGGUCAAAAUCGGACGCAGUGUCAGUGGCGUCAGAGUCUGGCUAACACAGAGUUAAAAAACAGACUAAAUGAGACUAAAACUUCUGUUAGCAGCAAUCUGUAAACUAACUCCUGCAAAAAGAAUCUAACUGGAGAUUUGGGGGAAGGAUACUGACUAACAGAAAUUUGCUGCUUUCAAAAUAAACAAAAAAAAUAAAUCAGGAACAAGUAUUAUAAAAAUGUAUUUUCUGUGUGGUAGACCUUAAAACAUUCUCCAAUGCACAGUCCAGGUUUUGUAUGGCAAUCGGGACAGUGAAAAGGGGUGUCUGUCCUUUUCCCUUUUUUAUAACAGACCCGGCAACGUUUCUGGGGGUUUCUUUUUUUUGGUGUUGGCGGUAUCUUAAAAAUAAAAUGUCUAGACGACUCUUGCACUGUCGUUGGAACUUGACCAUCUCCAUAAAUUAUUGUGGAAAUCAGCUUGAGCUGAAAUUGGAGAUAGGUGGUUCUUCCUGGAUUAAUUUUUUUAAAAAGUAAAAAUUAAUUAUGUGUUGCUACUUGCAACAGGUAGCCACCUUUUUAUACCAGGCUUUUGUCUUUCUUAAGAUAAGAUAAGGCUGCAUCAGCUGAUCAGCCAAAUCAACACCCCCCAUGUGCCUGUUAUAAGCCCUGAUGCACACCGGUUUUGUCUGUACCCUGCCUCGGACAGUGACGUCUGACAUGCCCUCGUUAUGGAUGGUUGUUAUCAUGUGAACAUCCUUCCUGUCCUUAAAUUUUAGCGCAAGCAGUUCAGCCUUGCGCAGAGCUUUGCAUUCCCCUUUUUUUAAUUUGGCCUCUAUGAGAGGUCUGGGAAAAUCCUUGGCAUUUCUUCUUACAGUGCCGCAGGCCAGUGUCUGUAAACUAUAAAGAAUUUUAAACAAGUGGACACUGCUGUAAAAAUUGUCCACAUAAAGGUGGUAACCCUUAUUGAACAAAGGGUUCAGUAGGUCCCAAACAAGUUUCCCAGUUGUCCCCAGAGAGUCAGGACAGCCAGGAGGGUUCAGUUGAGCAUCUUUCCCCUCGUAUACACGGAAGGCAAAUGUGUAGCCACUUUCGCUCUCGCAAAGUUUGUACACUUUAAUGCCAUACCUAGACCGCUUUGAGGGGAUAUAUUGUUUGAACCCUAAUCUCCCUUUGUAUUUCAUAAGGGAUUCAUCGAUGGAUAAAGUUUGUUGGGGAGUAUAAACUUCAGAAAAUCUGUUCUGAAGAUGGUCUACCAGUGGGCGUAUUUUAUAAAGCCUAUCAUAUUCGGGGUGAUCUGUGGGGUGACAGAGCGUAUUGUCGUUAAAAUGUAAGUAUCUGAGCAGCAGCUCAUAUCUUGGUCUAGGUAUUGUUUGGGAGAAUAUAGGAGUCGAAUGGCUUUUGAUGGCUUUUUUAUUAUCCCCAUGAGCAUGGUAAGAGCCCAGAAUGUUUUAAGUUCAGGGACAUCUGUGGGAUGCCAAGCAUGCUCCCUGACUGUAUAGCUACCUGGAUUGGUCUCAAUAAAUUGGCUAGCGUAUAAAUUAGUCUGGGAAGCAAUCUCCUCCCAGAUGGUAUCCCCUAAAAAUAACUCCAUAUAUUGUAUAGGGGAGAAGUCAACCACAUUCACAUUAAUGCCUGCGUUGGCACUAAAAGGGGGGAUGUUGGGCUCAGCUAACUGUGGAGGUACCCAGUCCUCCUCCACAUUCAGCGUAGCAGGGGAAGCACAGCUUCUUUUAGCAGCUGGCUCACACACAGAUGACAUGUCACUAGACGUGCCGCUAAACUGACCUGGGUCAAAAUCGGACGCAGUGUCAGUGGCGUCAGAGUCUGACGCCAAGAAGGCAUAUGCCUCCUCCAAGCUGUACAUGCGCUGCAUGUUUCACACCAACAGACUAAACUAACAAAAUACUAAACACAAUAUUUUUUUUUUUUUUUUAAAACACUAAAACAGACUAAAACAGACUAAAACAGUAAUCCCUAAACUAACUCCUGUUAGAAGAAUCUAAUGGAGAUUUGGGGGAAGGAAACUGACUGACUACGACAGGCUAUGACAGACUACGACAGACUACGACAGACUAAAACAGACUAAAACAGACUAAAACAGUCUAAGACAGUCUAAGACAGUCUAAGACAGUCUAAGACACAGAUUUUUUAAAAUAAAGUUAACCCUUAAGGGCAAAAAAAAAAAUACAGACAGUAAAAAUGCACUGUCUGUAACAGAUCUGGCAGGGAAGGGGUUAAAAUAGGAUUUUAAUUAACUGAAGAUACUUUUUAUUUUUCACAGGAACAGUUGCUGCAACAAACUAUCAGGAUCUCUGUCUCUCUCCUCUCACAAAACGCUACAGAGAGGAGAGAGGCAGAGAUCAGUGUCAAAGUGAGUGUUUGUAACACCCACUUUGACACCAGCCAAUUGUGAGCGAUCGCGGAUCGCUCACAUGCCGCAAUUGGCUGUUACUAUCUGCCUGGGAUGCCGGGCAGAUAGUAACAACGGGAUUUCAGCGGAAGCAAUCUCUGAUCGCUCCCGCCGCCCGUUUUCCGUUAGGACGGUUCAGGACCGUCCUCGGUCGCAACGCAAAAAUGCCGAGGACGGUCCUGAACCGUCAUGCGUCCUUAAGGGGUUAAAACUGUUGUUUUAUUUACUAUAUCCUGUGAUGAGAUUAUUUUAAACGUAAACAAACAAAACAGCAUGUAGUUUACUUUUGUUGCCAAUAGGUGGCAUCUGCGGAUCUCUCCAGCUAGUCAACUGUGUUUACAUAUACUGCAAGUGGUAACAUCUUUUAUUUCUCAAACAAUGGGUGUGUAAAAUGUACAUAAGGACUUCUAAGCAUACUCAAUCAAGUGAUAACCGUGAUGGUAAGCACUCCAGAAAUUCUGUUUCUUUAGAAAAGUUAUAGAAGAGGUUGGAAGUGAUAAAUAGGCAUGAGAAGGGUGAAAGCAUUGUCUGUAUCAAUAAAUAAUUAGGUUGAGGCCUUAUUUUCGACUUGGCCAUGUAUUAACAGUUUUAUGUUCAACAUAUUAUCCGACCUCUAGUUUUAUAUGUCAGCAUAUACAGUAAAUUGUAAUACAGUAACUAUAUUUCUCUUUAGAUAAGUUAUCAAGUCAUACCUCCCAACUCAGGAUUCCUGAGAAUUGGGACGCGGGAGAGGGGGAGGUAAAGAGGGUGGGCCAGUGAUGCAGUUAAUGGCAGGUCAGCCUGAUGUUAAAUUGAGGCCUAAAUUAGGGAAGUGCAUAAAAAAAUUGUUCAUGCAUCCCAGCAAGCUGUCCAUUGUAUCUAAAGUAAAACUUCAGACAUACUGUUCUCAUGUAUCAUAAUCAUGGUUACUGGAAACUGACCUUUAUUAGAUUUCUUUAACCCCUUAAGGACACAUGACAUGUGUGACAUGUCAUGAUUCCCUUUUAUUCCAGAAGUUUGGUCCUUAAGGGGUUAAAGAGACCCUAUUUGGACUAAAUUAAAUAUUAGGUGAUACUCUCAACCAGUGAAUUCCUGUCCAAAUGUGGACAAGAUUGAUAAAUCUAAGACAGAAGUGGUAUUUCCACUUUAGUAAGAACCCAAGGCACCAAGGUAUCUGUUAAACCAUUUGAAAAUGUUAGAUUGUUAACAGUGAGGCAGCACCAGGGACUCCUGCUACAAUAACCUCUAUAUCCCUCUGUCGAUAUUAUGGUGUUUAGAGUGCCCCAUUAACAACUGUAGCAUGUCUUUUCACACCACAGUUGACUAAGCAAAGUCACUUCUUGUCUUACUAUCAUAAAAACUUUACCUUUUACUUUGCAAUUAGUUUACCCUUUACCUAGUGUGAUAAAACAUUUUGGCCAAUACAGUGAUUUAUAUAAAUAGGCACAUUUCUUGUGAGCUUCAUUUGGUAAAGGUCAGUGAUUUAUUUUAAUCCAACAUAUAUUGGGAGACUCACAGGAGUAAGCAUAGGACAAAUAUGAACCACCUUACACAUUUCUUGCCCUACAGCAAUUCCUUAAAGAACAACUGUCUGCUAUAAAGCAUUGAAGUUGUGCUCCUUGAAUAUAUUAUGGUGCACAGAGGUCUCCUGUAUCUGUAUAACUUGUAAACAUUGUAGGAGGGUUUUUGGAGAAUGUUAUACUUUCAUCUCUGUCUAUACAAUAUAUUUUUAAGAGGUGCACACACCACGUACCUACCUCCAUUCACAAAUUGUGAACGGGGUUGUCAGUAAACUGUUAGCUUAUUCGGCAGUUCUGUGUAUUUAUUUAGAGUUAUUGCUGCUGCUUACUCAUAAACCAUGACAUUUUUUUUACAUUAAUCUUUUUUGUACUCCUAGGUGCUUGCCUUAUUGAUCGAGAUGGGAUGCUUUUUAAAUACAUUCUAGAUUACCUUCACGGGGAAGUAAGGAUUCCAAAAGAUGAGCAAACGCGAAUUGCUCUGCAUGAAGAGGCUGAUUACUUUGGAAUUCCAUACCCUUACAAUUUGACUGAUCACUUGGCAAACGAGAUGGAGACAUAUUCUUUAAAUACAAAUAUAGAACUUAAAAAGGUCCUGGAAAUAUCUUGCUUUUCUUCACCUUGUAUACUACAUAUAUUGUACUGUGUUUUAUCAAGGCUCACAUUCUCAACUUUUAAACUACUAGCCAGGCCCAAACGUUACUUGCCAUUGCAUAUCUCCUCCAAUGCAAUGGUUGGGAAUGGAUAGGGUGGCAGCAUGGUCAGCUAUAUUGUGUCUAAAUGAUUCAUUCAACAUUUGACAAUCCUUAACGUGUGGGGAUUCUGUGGACAUAGUGUGCAGUCUUUACCAGUAUCCUAGGAAAGUGAAAAUAUAUAAAAAAUUUAAAUAACUAUCUAUAUAAUGGCAAUACGUCUUGCUAGGAUAAUAUGUUGAGAUUGUGUAGUACAUGAUUGAGAAGUGAAUCACAGUGAUGUUUUGGGGGGCAAUAUAUUAUUAAUGUCACUGUCAUUAAUUAUCUUUUUCUAGAUGACCUGUGCAUCUAAGAGAAUGGAGGAACUUAUUCUUAUCCCCCCCAUAAAUCUGUCACUUUAUCUGAGAAGCAUGUAGGCUGAUUGUUACAGCCUUUGAAUAACUCCCUGUGCUUUCCAGCAUCUAUGUCUGUGUUAGAUUAAGUUUAUUAUGGUGACAUUAAAAGAAAAAGCCAAAAGGUGAAAUAUAUUUUAUUUUGAAUACAUUUUGUGACAAAGAAUACUGUCUUAUUUUGUCUAAUACAGUGUUAUUUUUUGCCUAGGUUUUAAUUGAUUUCUGUGAUACCUAUGGCUUCAUAUGUACAAAACCUUCAGUGUGGGUGUUAAAUUACUUACAUACAAGUGGCUCCAGCUGUCAGAGUAAAGUGAUUGGAGUUUACGCAACCAAGAAGGAUGCACAAAUGGCGACCGAGAAACAAUUAGGAGAACGAAUUAAUCAUAAAAAUAUGUACAAAAGGUAAGCAUUUUUAAUUUAAUGUUUUGUUGGAAGAGCGUAUGCUAAAAUGACAGUAAAGGAAAAAAGACAUUUAGUGGAGGUUUUUUUCCCUUUCUAUUGGUAACUGUUUGGCAGUCGACCAUCUGCUCUAAUGUUAACUCUCAUACACAAUUUUGUGACCAUAAUGUCAAGCCCCUUAUGGUAAACCUUUUUUUUAGUGCCAAAGGUAUUUCCACAGCUUUGACAGUUAAAGGUUUCACUAUAAUAGACUGAAUUUUAUUAACAGGAAAUUAAAAAAAAUUGAUUAAUGUAAUAUUCACCAAAACAAUCUGCAAUUAUUUUCUAUACACAAUAAUAGUAUACAGUGUGUUAAUAUGUACAGACAUCCACUGUAUAUCACAAAGAGGUGGCUACCAGGCAAUCUUGGCCUUGUAUUUGUUUUAUAACAGCCAAGUGGAAUGAUCCCUUGAUUAGAUCUAAAAGGUUUAAACUGUUUUUACAGGCUUUCAAGGGGCAUUAAUGGAGUAUGGUCACUUCAGAUGUAAAGGCAUAUUUUAUUAGCUUACCAAAAGCUAAUCAUUUUGCUCUUUGAAAAAAAAAAAAAAAAAACGCAUUUUUAAAAACUCUUUCCAUUUACAUCAUAUGCCAUGCUUUGUUGGUACACAUUGCCAUCCAGUGAAAAUAUUUUUCUUCUUUUUUCUGUAUGUUACUUGUGUAAAUUCAGAAGGGACUUGCAUAGCUUCGGUUAUGGGGUGGGCACUCAAGCCAAUAAACUAGAUUGUGGUUAAGGAUGUUGUCUCUUCAUUAGUGACCCAGGCAGCCUGAAGCAUUAAGAUGUCCUGUAAAAAAAUACAAUGGCAUUAAAGUGAAAAAUAUAUAAUGUUUUAUCUUCCUUCCAAAUGAAAUCUAUUUUCAAUCUAUAGCUAUAUUAAGGGAGCACACUGAGUACAAUAACCACUACCUACUGAAGUGAUUAUAGUGCUAGAAAUCUGAAGGCACCGUUUCCUGGUUCUAUGUCAAACCUUGUUCUAGUAGCUUCACACAAACCGAGAGUCCCACAUAGCUAUAGCUCACUCAUCCACUAAACAGCAACUUCAAAGCUCACAGAUUAUAUUAGUAUUUUUUAAAAACACCUAACCUAGGUAAAAAUAAUGGGGGUUUAGUUACGGUAUAUGAUCAUACAUUGCAUAAACCUGCCACAGUGAGUAAAUGCGCUGGAUCUUGUGUAUUGUAUGAAUUAGCCCCAGCAGCACCCCAUUUAUGCAUGUUCAUGUCAGUGCAGCACCCUGCUUUCAUAUAUAUAUUUGGGAAUCUAGGUCAACUCCUUGGUUUUGCAUCCCUCCCUGUCACAGGUGCCUCAUACCAGGGCUCUAUUUAACCUUGUCAGUAUGUAUGUCUGUGUGUGUGUCAGUAUGUGUGUAUCUCUGUGUCUGUGCCAGUAUAUCUGUGUGUGUGUGUAUCUGUGUGUUUGUGUGUGGGUAUUUGUGUGUGUCUCAGUGUAUGUAUCUGUGUUUCUUUUUGUGUCAAUGUGUAUUUGUGUGUCAGUGUGUGCAUUUGUGUAUGUUUCUGUGUGUGUGUAUUCUGUGUCAAUGUGUAUCUGAGCAUCUGUGUGUGCAUCAGUGUGUAACGUGUCUGUAUCUAAGUGUCCGUGUGUAUCGUUGUCAGUGGUAUGUGUAUGUGUAACAUGUGUCAGUAAUUAAGUGUCAGUGUGUGUAUCGUUGUGUUAGUGUGUGUAUCUGUGUGUCUGUGUAUGUAUGUGUAUCAGUGUGUGGAAGUGUAUACACUACAUACAAAUGCAUACCUGCAUUCAAACACCAACAUUCACACACAUACUCCAUACAAAAACAUGCUUACAAUCAAACACACAUUGUAUGUAUGUGUGUGUGUGUGUGUGUGUGUGUGUGUGUGUGUGUAUAUAUAUAUAUAUAUAUAUAUAUAUAUAUAUAUAUAUAUAAUUAUUUCUAUACACACUACACGUGCAUGAACACACACUGCGCCCAUUUUAUACACACCGCAUUAUUGUGGGCAGAUUUGAAGGUGAACCCUGAGUACUGACUUGGAGGCAGGCCCCCGGGGGCCCAGACCUUGAGCUGUGUUAGGGGCCCCAAAAUGUCUGAUGGCAGCCCUGCACAUGCCCAUCGGGUGGCCACUGUGUGCAGCCGCAUGGUGAUAUUGCUGCCACUGGUGCCCAUUACCACUACAAUGUGCACAUGUCAAUUACUUGUAGUGGUUAUGAUGAUUAGAGUGUCCCUUACAUUUUCCUGAAAAGCAAUGUGAGCAAAUGUAACAAAAUUGACAUUAUGUUCCUUUUUUUUAAUGUGUUUUUCUGCCAGGGAAGCUGGUGGUAACAUACAAUAUAUUCUGAGCUACUAUAGUGUGUCUGAGCUGAAAAACAUGAUGGAUGCUUUUGAGACAUGGAAGGGAAGAGGUAAGCAAAAUCCUUUGAACUUACCAUAGCUAUUUGGCUUCUACUACUGUUUUGUAUAAACCCUUUUACAGGGUAAUUCACUAAGGUCCACAAGGCACUCUACUGAAUGGGGCAAAGCCAUCCGGCUGCAUAUGGUGCUAUUUAGACUGCAAAAUUCAGACAUUGAUGAAAUUCAUUAAUAUCCGGAUUUUGUAAAUCAGGCCCCAAACGACUAUGAAUUUGGUCUGAAUUUCAGCUGAACCAAAAGCUGCAAGACGACUGAAAUCUGGGAAGAAUAAAUUCAAUCUGAUAAAAAAAAUAAAAAAUAAUCUGAAUUAUUUGCCCACUGGCAGUGCUAGCAGCCACUAGGCAAAUAGUGAAAAACCAUAAGCACUACAAGGUUUAAUUAUUUGGCAACUGGCCAGCGCUUGCUUACUGCCUGCCACAUUAAGCAAGUAAAAAUACAUAAAAAUCAUAUGGUGUGGUCAAUAGGUCCCCCUAUAUUACCAUAAUCAGGGAAAUGUAGCUGUAGUCCCCUCUCCUGGCCCCACCCAUACUGGCCGGUGGGUGUCCUAAUACGUAUGACAAUGGGAGGACCUAUUGUCCCUUUCCCUGGUCCACACCAAUGCUGGUGGGUGGGGACUCAUAUAUAUAUAUAUAUAUAUAUAUAUAUAUAUAAAAUUGGAUGGGACGUAUUGUUCCCACCCAUGCUGGCGGGUGGGGGCCCUAAUUAAUUAUAAAAUAGGGGGUGGACAUGCCAUUGUCCACCCACCAAAUAGUAGUGGGUUUACCUCUGGGUGGCUAGGGUUCCCCAAUCCAUUGAUAAAUAAAUUUUUAUAUAUAUAUAUAUAUAUAUAUAUAUAUAUAUAUAUAUAUAUAUAUAUAUAUAUAUAUAUAUAUAUAUAAAAUCGAAAAUGUGGAAUGUUGGUUAAGUGAAGAUAUAUCAGUCCUGCUUUGCUAAAUAGCAGUCUGAGGUUUUUCGGUUAAAUGUCCCAGGGAGAAAUGUUGAUUUUGCACGAUAAAUUGCUGGUAAUCUGCAAACCGCGGUAAGGGUCCCUGGGGCAGAGUCAGUGCUCCCAACAGCACUAGUUGCUAAGUUACAGCCAGGCCAGAACCUGCAUUUGACUUAAGAGUUCCACAGAUGUGACUAAUUGAAACUAACCUGUAGCUGGUCAAUUAACAGGCAGUCUUAUAAAAGAAGGGAUGAGUCUGCUGCAUAGUAAGGGGAAAAAAAGCCAGCUAGGAGAGCUGAAGGACAGAGGAAUGGUGUUUCUUGCAAGUGUAAUUUUUUUUUUUGUUAUUGAAAAUUUGUAAGUGGGAAAGCCAACCAAUUACAGGCAGUUAUUUAUUUGUUUAGUAAGUGUUCAAGUAAGAGCAAGGACUUUUUAUUUGUUUAAUUUUAUUUAAAACACCUGUUUAUUUUCAUCAAAUAAAUCUGGAAAACUGAGCUAGAUGUGUCUUGGACUUUGAUUACCUUAGAAGGCUAUGGUUACCAUAAGAUCUGUGACAAAAUCCUACCUGGAAAAUAAGUAGUUUGUCACUAUAUAUAUAUAUAUAUAUAUAUAUAUAUAUAUAUAUAUAUAUAUAUAUAUAUAUAACAAAGAACUUGGAAAUGAAUAUAUGUUCUGUACAGUACCCUGGUGCAAUCUGCGUUGUAUAAAUAAUCUGAAAAAUUGGGGCGCACUCAAAGGAUUAACAAUCGAUGGAAUCAUUUAAUCAAUUAAUUAAAAUACACAAAUAAGCAUUGUCACAAUCAACGUUUUGACCCCUAAGGGUCUUUCUUGUGAUCUUAAAAUAAUCUGCAGAGAAAUCACCUUCGGCCAUCUGAAGAUCGAUCUUAUGGCUAGAAGAUACAACAGGAAGUUCAUGAGAUUUGCUUCACCCAAAUCCAUAUCUGUUAGAUAGCCUCUCAGUCCCUUGGGACUUUUAUCUUGCCUAUGUGUUUUCCCCUAUAGCUGUCAUACACAGGGUUCUGCAAAGGAUAAGAACAGACCAUGCAAUGAUAAUCACAGUCAUGCCCACAGUCAUGAUGUUGGAACUACUGGAAGUCUCUCAAAGAAAUCAUUCAAAAAUUCCUCAGAAAACAUUAUGAAGAACAGAGAUGUCUCUCAGAUUGCUCUGAAGCUGUUCAAAGUGACCGUUUGGGAGCUGCAAGGUUUACACUGUUAGCCCAAGGGCUUAGCAUAGAAGUCAUUGAUAUUUUGGGUCAGUCUAAUAUAAAGUCUACCUGGAAGAUACACUCCAGAAUUUGGAGAACUUGUUCUUCAUGGUGCAAGAGAAACAAUGCCUCAAAUGCCUCCAAUCCUCAAGUACUGGCCUUUCUUCAAGAACGCUUCACAAAAGGCCAAAGUUAUCUCUUCUUAAAGUGAGGCCAGGCCUCUACCAUUCUCCAAUCCGGCACGCAGUUCCAGGCUGCUGAGUGGAAUGUCUCAGUUGCAAAAGAUGACUCCUGAGGGCUCCAGUACAGAGAGAGCCCCUUUAGUCCUUGGAUGCCUUGUCACCUGUCUGAUCUCCCUUCCAAAAAGCGCCAUGUUUGGUGGUCCUAGGGCCAAAUGCAACCCAGGUUUUUACUUUUGCUGGACUGCCGUAAUUCUGCGAUCCGACCUAUAGUACCAUGCAAUUACUGGGUAGGACCCUGUAGGGCACACUGUGCCUGUGAGAACCUUUAACUAGUUCCUGAUGGUUGGUUUGGUUUAUCACGCCAGAAUGCUCAGUGGGGGAGGGAUUACCACAGUGAUUUUAGUCCUUUUUGGAGAAGGUGGUGCUAGGGAGUCCUGCACCAGUCCACAGUGUCAAAGUGGUCCAUCACAACUGGUGUUGAGCUUGAAGGCAAGAUAAAUUGAUUUGUCUUUUCAGGAAGAGUGUAGGGAGGCAGCGUUAUUGAUAGCUGGGAGGAGGGUAAUAGAAGCCUGUUAUGCUCCAUAGAACAAAACAGAACAAUGCAAGACCACAAUCAUUAAAAUUAGAGAAUUAGUUCAGCACUCUUAUCAAUGAGCGCUGUCCUGCAUCAGCUGUGUUUUGCUCUGGAGCCAUCUGGUUUCUGCUGCUGGAGACGACCUGAAGCAGUGUGGGUACCCUGGUAAGUUGUCAAGCUGUGUUACAACACUUUGGCAUGUUACAAAGAGAUGGGCAACCAAGGUACACAUGGCACAAUAACCUCUGCAUCGGACUGCCAUGGUUAUGGUGCCUGGAGUGUUCUUUUAAAGUCUUAAUAAUAAUAAUCAUCCCACAAUAUGCAGAAAUAAUUUGUGCUCUUCUUUUAUGUUUAAAGGAACACAGUGCUUAUCAAACUGAAAACCCGAUCCUCCAUUCGCAGCCCGAACAUGUCAAGAUAAGAUUCAUGAAGAUAGAAAUAACAUUAUCAAUUAUAAUAUUGCAUGUGUUUGCCCCAUGACACCAUGAUAGAUUAAUUAUACCAAAUGAACCAACAAAUGCGCAGUUAUGCAGUUUGCAUUUUGUUCAAUCCACGUGCUAUGUGGCUAUCUCUCUGGGAACAAAUGGUUAAAUCUUUCCAAUUAGAAUAAACAUAUCAAUCUACUACAAUAUUUUGUACACUGAUCAGCCACAACAUUAAAACAACCUGCCUAAUCUCGUAUAGGUCCCUCUUGUGCUGCCAAAAUAGGUCUGAUGAGUCGAGUCAUGGAAUCCACAAGACAUGUUAAUGUAUCCUUUGGUAUCUGGCACCAAGAGAUUAGGAGCAGAUCCUUUAAGUUUCGCAAGUUGUAAGGUGGGAAAUCCAUGAAUUGGAUUUCUGUGUUCCCACAGAUGCUGAAUCGGAUUGAGAUAAGGGAAAUUUGGAAGCCAAGGCAAUUUGAUGGUACAUGUCAAAGAAUGCCAGAACCCAAGGUUUCCCAGUAGAAUAUUGCCCAGAGCUUAGCACUGCCUUCUUCCCAUCGUGGAUCCUGCUGCCAUCUCUACCCAGGUAAAUGACGCACACCUACUCUGCCGUCUACAUGGUGUAAACGAAAAUGUGAUUCAUCAUACCAGGCAACCUUCUUCCGUUGCUCUAUAGUCCAGGUCUGAUGCUCACGUCCCCAUAGAAGGCACUUGGUCAUCAUGGGCACUUUAACCUGUCUCCGGCUACGCUGCCUUACACACAGCAAACUGCGAUGCACUGUGUGUUCUGACACCUUUUUAUCAUGGCCAGCAUACAGUUCAGCAAUUUCAGCUACAGUAGCUCUUUUGUUUGACUGGACCAAACGGACUAGCCUUCGCUCUGCAAGUGCAUCAACAUGCCUUGGGUUCCCAUGACCCCUGACAUUGGUUCACCGGUUGUCCUUGCUUGCACCAUUUUUGGUAGGAACUAACAACUGCACACCGGGAAGACCCCAUAAGACCUGCCAUUGUUCUGACCUAGUUGUCUAGCCAUCACUCUUUGUCCUGUGUAAAAGUCACUCAGAUAUUUUUCGCUUGCCUAUUUUUCCUGCUUCCAACAGAUUAAAUUCAAGAAAUGACUGUUCACUUGCUAUCUAAUACAUCCCACCCAUUGACAGGUGCCAUUGUAAUAAUAUUAUAUUGAAUUCUUCUGUCAGUGGUUUUAAUUUUGUGGCAGAUCAUAUUUAUAAUGGUGAUUUAGGCACCCUCUGCACCAAAGAACUUAGUCUAUUGCUUUGUGGAACAUGAAGUGUACUGAGAUUUAUUUGUGUGUGGGUGGGACAAUGACAACAUUAAACAAAAAGUUCUAGAGUUUUUAGUUAGCUGCCUGUCAUUUUAAAGAAACCCCCCAAGCAGCAUAAUCAUUAUAGCGUGCUAUAGAGGUUAUAGUACCAGGAGUGCCGUGGCACUCACCCAUUGUAAGUAGUCAAACUGUUUAGUAAUGCUUCCAUUUCUUAUCUGAGGUGUGCCAGAUCCCACUCUCUACCUCUUCUCAGCAGGAAAAAACAGCUAGAAGCUCUUGUUAGGAGCUACUGUUAGAUCUCCUGAGCUUGGCCAAGUAGUGCAGGGCUAGCUCAUUGGCUGAGCUUGUCAGCUGAUCACUCUUAGCCAAUGGGCUAUGCUUUGUACUGACAGGAGGAGGCAGAAAAUGGCACCCAGUGGACCCCAGAUAAAAAGUCAAACUGUUUAUACUUGCAUUGUGCGGGUGCCAGGGAACUCCUGGCACCAUGACCACUAAAUUAGGACAGCCACUAGAGGAAGAUUUACAUUGCAGUUUUUUUUUUUUUAAAAAGGACAGGAACAUUGCACCAAGACCACUUCAUGGAGAUGAUGUGGCUUGAAUUUCUUUAGUGAUCAUUACAUGCAGUCAUGGGGAAAAAAAAGUACACCCUCUUUGAAUUCUAUUAUUUUACAUAUCAGGACAUAAUAACAAGUAUCUGUUCCUUAGUAGGUCUUAAAAAUAAGUUUAUACAACUGCAGAUGAACAACAACACAUGACAUAUUACACAGUGUCAUGAUUUAUUUAACAAAAAUAAAGCCAAAAUCAAAACAGAGAAGUUCAUGGGGAGUUCAGAGGACAUCAGUACUGACAUCAGCAGAGGGAUAACCCAGCUAACACAGUACAGAGAGCUCUGUGAUAUCUAUCAUGCUUCAGCUUCUGAAACUGUGGUCACUGAGCGGAGGGACAUGACCAGGAUCUUUUCAAAUCCCUGGGGUCUCCCUCAUCACAGGGAUAAACUGAUUUAAAGAGCCAUUAUGUGCAGCGCUCACUUUGAGCACCGUACAUAGCAGACUGUCAGUCUGUCAACUGACAGAGGGAACCAUUAGGUCUCAAAAGAUACCUGGGGCUCCCUGUUUCAAGCUGGGUGUAGACUCAGAAUUACCAUAGAUAAAGGAGUGCUCAGCCACAGAAUGUAAAUAACUUUAAAGGGCUAUUUAAGGGCUGCAUAUAGCUCAUCUGUCAGUCUGGGGCCACUAAUGGUUCCAGCAUGGAUUUAACCCUGCUGGUACUUUUAAUGCAUAGCGGUCUUUGCCGUGGGUUAAAGCACUGCAUUGCAUGAGGGCAUAGACUGUCAUGUGGUCCUUAAGGGGUUAAACACUUAAGUUUUUUAAAAAGUGUAAGUAUUUUUUUUUUUCAAUGUGCUAGUUUAACAUAUUACUAUUUCAGUGAAACUUGACUGUUAAAGCUUUCUCCAUAUGUCUAAAAUGUUUUUAUUACCCUAAAAGAAUAUGUUGUAGGAUGACUUAAAAGAUAGUGCUUUGUAAUCUGCAGGUUUCAGUUACUGGCGCGUUCCUCAGGAACUAAUCGAAUGUUGGACCCUUGAAGAACGUCCUAUAGAAGGAAGUGAGCAGAAUAUGUCUCCAGUAAACAGAAGGUACAGCACAUUAAACAUCAUGUUAUGGAUGUAACACAAAGAAGAGAUUUGUCUGUGGUGGAAAGAAACAUUAUGGGUGGUACAAAUGUUAUAUAAAUGAAUAUAUAUCUAUAUAGGUAUAUUCAUAAUGAGAGCACUAGUACUGUAUUUAGAUAUAAAGUACUGUAUUUGGAUAUAAAGCACAAGUUGUUACUCAUCCUAAUUUUUAGUUAGCACACUCUCUUUUCGCCUUGUUUCUCUAUCCCACCUAGUUUUCUGUAAUGCCUCAUUAAACCGCAUGCUAUGAUGCACUGGAUGUUGUACCCUCUUUUCCAAGUACUACUGAAGUAAAAUUGUGUUUUUGUAGUAAGAGUGCAUUUGCAUAAAUCAUUGGUUCUCAUAUUCUUUUUUCAUACUUAAAGUUCACCUGUUAUGCUACACAUAUCUUAUUGUAAAGUAUAUUAUAGUUCUCCUGCUAUUUGGCACGGCAAAUACAGCACAUGCACUUACUCCUCUAGCCAGCACUUCUUGCAGUGGCUACUGGAGGAUAGAAAUGGAGAGUCUGAUGUCACUCCAUUCAGAUGUCUAUGUGCUGGCAAUGGAUGUCACUUCAUUAUGUGGAAGGAUUGAUUUGCUUGUCCUCCAUCUGGGCCAAUCCUGAGAGCGCACAAGCUGGACCUCGGUGGGACUGGAGGUAGUUGUUACAGUAAUGUAACACCCACAGAGUUGCAGACGAGACCGAUUGAUCCAUGAUUAGUAGGAUACAUUUCUUUGAAUGGUCAGUUGAAUAUAUAUAAUUAGUCUCUAUGGUACAUUAUACAUUCAAGGAUAACAAUUUCCACUAGCCACUGGCAGAUGAAAAUGUAGCACUGGAGAGUAGAAAUUCACUUCUGGUAUAUGUGCCAUGGACUAUACUGGCGUGCAGUGGGUAGUAAAUAUUAAAGCCUGGCUAGUAGCACAGGACGUGACAUUUUAAGCCCUAAUACAUUCAUUGACUUUGAGAUGUUGGGCCCUUCGUGAUGACAUUGUGGAUUCUAUUGAAGGUUCAUACCCUAGGUAUUUGCUUCAAAACUCUUCCAAUCACAUCCAGAAUGUGCAUUCAAAAUAGGGACAUUUAGAGGUAAGUAUUUUUUUUUCUUCCUACAGUUAUAUUUGUGUCGCUAUGCAAUUUCUAUUUACAUAGCAAUCAACUAUACAAAUAUUCAGACAUGCAUUUAAAUAUUUCAUAAUAACUGCAUUACUUUCCUACAUUUUGCUCAGAUCAGAAUCCACAUAACAUCUCAAUAAAAUGUCACUAUAAGUAGAUGUAUUUUAAUAGGGAUGUGUGGAAUAUUAAUAUAUUCACCUAUAGAUUUAUUUUAACCACUGUGCCUUGCUUUCUAGGAGAUUAAUAGACUACACACAAGAGAAUGAGGACCAGACUGCAACAUCCAAAACUGGUCCAAAACCUAUUCGAUUUUCAGGCCCAUCUACAAAUACUAAUAUUAGAAUCAAGAGCUCUGUGUCAUUGAAACCUUGUGCCCAAAGAACCAAUUCAGAGGCUUCCAAUGAUGUUAGGCUAAAAAGACCAGUAAUUGAUGGGUCACAGCAGAAAAGGACUGACCUGAAAAUUCAACGGAUUAGUAUUGAUCCUGUGUCAUCAAAUAGAAAUGAAAGCCAACGCAAUACUCUGUCAAUUGUUGACAAAGGAACCAAACUUAAAGGCAAUGUCUCUUCUCCAGAACAGACCAAAUCAAGGCGCAUAAUACGACUUAAGAGGCCAUCUCUUAGCUCAACAUCUGUGUCAGAAAAUGAAUCCACAAUAUUGGAGGAAUUACAGGUAUCAACAUCACCACCAGUAACUGAUUCGUCCUGAAAAGAGAAAUUUUUGUAUUUUCUACAGUACUACAUUUAUUAAAACAUUUGCUUAAUAAAUAUACG
Pelobates cultripes (western spadefoot toad) is the source of this 24461-nucleotide messenger RNA. NCBI's taxonomy places the organism in Eukaryota, Metazoa, Chordata, Amphibia, Anura, Pelobatidae. The record is from the annotation of a GenBank genome assembly.